AUGGGAGGAUUGUCUGAAUUGGAGCUCAAAGUAUAUCAAUACAUUAACGGAAAACCCAAAGGCAGCGAAGGCUCGUCAAUUGCCAAGAACUGUGAAAUUCCUGUCGAAAAUGUGGCAAAAAUUAUCAACAGCCUGUCACGAAAGGGCCUCAUUGAGAUGCGUUCAGAUAAAGAUGGCAAAUUAACGUAUAAUGCGGUGACAGCUUCUGAUAGAAAAAAGAUAAACGACUUAGAUGAAGAUGAUAGGUUAGUAUAUAAUACAAUCAAAGCUGCUGGGAAUGAAGGAAUAUGGACACGCAAUUUAAAGACCAAGACGAAUCUUCAUCAGACAGUCAUAACGCGAAGUCUAAAGAAUCUUGAAUCGAAACAGCUUAUAAAAGCCAUUAAAUCAGUCAAGGCUCCAACUCGUAAGAUAUAUAUGCUCUAUGAAUUGACACCUUCAGCAGAGGUAUCUGGUGGUCCUUGGUUCACUGAUCAAGAGUUGGAUACAGACUUUGUCGAGACACUCACAAAAGCCAUACACAAGUUCAUAUAUUCAAGGAGCUUUCCUCGAAAAGAUGCUUACACAGUCUUUCCAGCUUCUCGUGGUGGUUUUGUAAGUGCGGUCCAAAUUCACCGCUUUAUUGAAGAAAGCAAACUGACCACAGUUGACCUCUCGCUCGAUCAUAUCAACAGUCUCCUUGAUCUACUAAUAUUUGAUGGUAAGAUUGAACGAAGGAUAUCCGACUCGGGAGCAGCCGCGAUGGAUUUGAACGAUGUCGACGAUGAUGAGCCCGAGAUUGUAUACAAGGCUGUGAAGGAUAGACGAGGUGGUGGUAAUCCGUGGACUGAUACGCCAUGUGGAAAAUGUCCGGUGAGCAUGCUCGAUGAAUCAUACUCUGUCAAGUCUGGAUCCUAA
Molecule: messenger RNA, 897 nt
Organism: Paraglomus brasilianum
Lineage: Eukaryota; Fungi; Glomeromycota; Glomeromycetes; Paraglomerales; Paraglomeraceae
Source: the annotation of a GenBank genome assembly